Molecule: messenger RNA, 5054 nt
Organism: Aedes albopictus (Asian tiger mosquito)
Lineage: Eukaryota; Metazoa; Arthropoda; Insecta; Diptera; Culicidae
Exons: 3
Coding region: 1-612 (203 amino acids)
Source: RefSeq, a predicted model, not a curated record
AUGGAUGACGACGACACCUUAAUCGCCGGUGGAAGUGAGGAGCAGCAGCCAUGUUCCUCUAUCAAGCUCGAAAAUACGGACAUGAUCGAUGUUUCAAGAAAACAGCCAGACGUUAAUGCAUCGGCGUCACUGGCUGUCAAAAAAAACGACCACGGAAAACGGGUGUUGCAAACCGCGACUACUCACACCCUAUCUGAUGCAGGACGAAAGUUGGUGGUUGACACAGUAGCCUGGUUCCACUUACUCAUUGGAAGGAAGACCACGGCGGAAUCAAUAAGCGAGCUCGGCAACGUUAUAAUCCUAGUUAUAAUCCAUGUUUUCAUGAAAGAGUUCAAGCACACGUAUUACAUACCAAAAGCCGGUCGAUCCAAUCCAGCUGGAAAAUUGUUCAGCAGGAUAGACUACAUAAAACAGUCGGAACGUAAGAAGAUUAAAAUAGAAGACGAUCACCUCACUGGCGCAGGUGAAGAAAAACCCAGAUUGCAAGAUCUGCCAGCUGAAGUUAUAGCAGCAGAACAGUGGCUGGCUAUAAAUGUUGCUCCUUGGCAAACGGUACUUCACUUGCGGGAAGUAAGCUAUCCAGCUAGAAAGCGAUUGCUAAAGAAAUUCUGACAGGCUCAGCGUGUAAUCGCAAGUUAUCCUCAGUUCCGAGAAGAAUUUGGUUAUCAACUGGUAAGCACUUUGAAUUCAUGAUUUUUAUCAAUACAUUCGCACUAUGGACUUACUUUACUGAUCAGGUUAAGGCCGGGGUGGCAUCUGCUGUACAUAGUAGCCGUCUCCAUUCCACUCGGUCCAUGGCUGUUUGUCUCCAGUUCCGCACUCUGCGUAGGGUCCGCAGAUCGUCCUCCACUUAAUCGACCCACCUAGCUCGCGGCGCACCACGUCUUCUGGUACUGGUCGGAUGACUCUCGAGGACCAUUUUAGUCGGGUUGCUAUCCGACAUCCUGAUGACGUGACCCGCCCACCGUACACAGCAAAUAAUUUUGUAAAAUCCAGGCGCGUAAUUUCUGGCGAUGUAUCCAUUUUUGAACGUAAUUUCAUUCGGUUACAUCGUUUUCCAACAUUUAUCACACUCACCAUGUUCACCCUGGUUGGCACCGGAAAGUGUCAACAAACCCAUUCCAGCAAAUACUCGGAGGCAGUAUCAUAUUUAUAUCCUAACUUCUAACUCGGUGAAAUAGCCGAGAGGUAAGGGAUAUACCUCACAAUCAACGGAUCAGUGUACGAAUCCAUGCCAAUAUUUUACUUAUAUAUGAUUCAUCUAAAGAUCCGGUUCUAGCGAUUGCUAGACCCACUCUCAAGCUGCGGCGGCUAUUUGUUGCAUGAAAAUGAUGUAAUUGUUUACAUCACUUCUACGACGCGACUGAUGUGCAGCGAAAAUGAUGUGAUAUCACCAUUUUUUUUGCUGUGUAGAAUCCCGAUUUUCGCGGUAUGGACGUGUAGGAAUUCUUCGUUUAAAUUAAAUAAUACAUUUUUCAUAUUCCAUUCAGAAUUUCUUUUAUUUUUUUCAAGCCAACUACAACACGACGUUUCUUCACUACGUCUUUCACAUAACUGAUUCUUUCUCUCCUGUGAAACCGUGAAAAUCCCCUUACGUAAUAAAUGGACAGCCCCCAAGGUAAGCACGAUUUCUUGGCACAAUGCGCCUCUGAAUUUCUCUGCUGGUGUCAUUGUCGGCGGUCACCAGUGAGCCUAAGUACACGAAUUCUUCAACCGCCUCGAUUUCAUCACCGUCGAUAUAAGUUCCGGCCGGCGGGUGCGGUGAUUCCUCCCUGGCAGUCUUGCAAAUUUUCAAUGUCAGCCAACAAAAUUCGUUGAAAAAAUCCACAGUGUAUCACUCUUUUCCGCUUUACCCAACAGAGUCCGAUAACGAAGCGAAAGCUCUAAACCGAAAGCUUUCGCUUCUGUUCAUUCACUGUUGCUCCGAAAUGUCUCACUGUGAGUUCAUUAUUGCCGAAGACUCAAAGAAUCCGGAUCAGGUUCAUUUUCAGUUUCACAGGCACACUACUGAAAUUGAAAAUAGAACACUGUAGCUUUCAUUCUACAUGGAUGAAAGGGUCUUUUAACAGCUUUGGAAGCAGCCUGCAGUUUGUUCCAUAACAGCAACAAGCAGCUAGCAGCGUGGAGGUGGAUAAGUAUUGCAAACUUUUUAGAUAUCACUACGUUAUUCGCGGUGUUCUUUUGAGGAAACUACGUAAAAAUCUGUAAAUACUGAACUGGGGGAAGACAGAGAAAAUAGGUAGAGAAGCGAAUAGUGUGAAGUCAAAAAUACCUUAUCGAACCGUCAAACUGGUAUCCUAAUGAACAAAAUCAACAAACCUUGACGAUUGCCGCAUGAGUAAAGAUAAGUAUUGCAUUCGUUCCAAACAUAUUUUCACAAAAGUUUCCAAAUAUCAUGGAUGACAGUGCAAACAACAUUGAUUCCUUGAAUUAAUGAAAAUUGUUCCAUUUUGGAACAUCAGUUUGAUCAAGUCUAGUUAAUAAAACAGAAGUAUAAAUAGUUUUCAAAUGCGGUAUGCGAGAUAGGAACUACCUUCGAUGGGUGGAUCAAUCUGCUUGCUGCAGUUGCCAGCAUCCGAGCGAUGGAAUCAAAAUAGAAAAAGUGUUGCCGUCCAGGCGGCUGUUGACUCUUCGCUUCUCUACCUAUUUUGUCUGGGGGAAGAAACAUCGGAUUGUUAUUCCGCGAGAACUUGACGAGCAAAAGAGACAAAAAAUCAGCGUGGUAGGGAUAAUUAAAAAGUUACGUUGCAGUCUUUUGCCGAAUUAUGAUGCCCCUACCCCUACCCAACACGUAACCUAUUUUGCAAUAGUAAGGGGUCGUGCACAAAUUACGUCACGUAUUAGGGGGGGGGGGUUGAAUAACCUGACGACCCAUACAAAAAAUUUUGAGAUCUCAUACAAAAAGUGUGGCAUAGGGGGGAGGGAGGGGGGGUUGAAAAUGGCCGAUUUUUGCGUGACAUAAUUUGUGUAUCACCCCUAAGGUUAGAAGCAAAAUCAGAUACUCCUUAGUCUCCCUUGAACAAUACGUCAUUUCAGUAACAAAUUUUGAAAACGUCGUAUAAUCAAUGAUGUAGCAUUGAUUAUACGUCGUUUUCCAAAUUUGUUACUGAUUUAUAGAUGAUCCGUUGUUGAUCUUGUAGAUUUUAGCCCGCUGAUGAGAGCACGAGUAUUGAAUAGAACUAAAAUAAAUCGAUCAUGUUGUUACUUUCGCCCAUAUUCUAACUCAAUCUAGAUUUAAUAACGAAUGACGAUUUCUAUUCUGCAAUUCUUGUAAGGAAUAAUAUACAAUGUUUAUUUUCCCAGCAACUUGUUAAAUUUUGCGUAUGCACGCUAUAGUAAGCUAAAGCAGUCACUUUAAAAUGCAUAUAAAAAUAAAUGUUGGUUUAAUUUACUUUGAACGAUUGUGCAUCGUAUAAGUCACGCACCGUCUUGAACAUGUUUGAAACCUUGCGGCAACAGCUGCAAGCAAACCCGAGUUCACUGCAUCAGCAGUGCAGCUGAACCGCACUAAAACGUACACACCGUACACAGAUUCAUCGUGUUUGACAAUUUAGCCGUAUCAUGUUUACCCAUACUCAAUGUAACUGGUUGGUUUUCAGUCAACACAGCUCCGCUCAAAUGUCAACUAAAUGAAAAGGUGCAUUCGAUCAUUGGCUGGCCACGUAGGUAAACAAAACGAUGACGUGCUGAUGGGGCUGAGGUGAUUCUCCGAAAUUGUUGUUGUGUGCUGUGAAGAAAGCUGAUUCCUUCGGAUUACGGGAAGUAUUUUCAGGUAUUUUAAAUCAAUUUUGAAACCGAUACUUUGUGUUGUGUAUUUUUAGGUUCGUGGCACACAGCUACUUCACGAAUACCCGCCGAUGCUGGUGUAAUAAUACGCGUUCAGGAUGCAGAAGGGAUUUUCCAAAAACACAAUAUUAGUAGCAACAGACUGAUCCCGACUAAAUGAAGAAACCUACAGAUCUGAUAAAUUCGGUGGUUACGUACGUAAUUAGAAAAAAACGAGAGAAUUUCGCUUAUUGCAAGCCCAGUGAUACGAAGCUAUUAGUUAAAUACCGCUCGAGAAUUACAGUGCCACAGACAAAUAGACAUAACAAGUACAAUGGUAUGAAUAUUAAUAUUGGAUCAACGACACGAAAACGAGAAAAACUUUUAUAUAUACAGUGAAUGUUAGUGAACGCAUUAUACAGACACAUAGUAGGGUCUUGUUCCAUUUGGGCAGGUGUACCUAUUUUAGGCUCUUGCCGCUAUAACUAAGACAGUUUCAAACGGAUUGAUUUGAAAUUUUGUAUAGAAUUAGGUUCGUACAGUAUCUAACUCUAUACAAAAACUCAAAUCAAUCGGUUUGAAAAUGACUUAGUUAUAGCGGCAAGUACCCAAAACAGGUACACCUGCCUGUAGUAUCUGAAUAACAUAGUAUGUCAUAGGUUUGGGGAGUCAGUCUAUGAGUGAGUGAGAUACGGGCGGACAACAAGUACACGUGAAUAUACGAUGUGCUACAAAGUCAUAUAGUCUUGUUAUUCAUCAGUAUGAAUCAUCUGAAUUUUCCAAAUACAAUACAGAAUAUUAUAUUGGCGACGAGGAGAAAAUGUAAGUACUUUUGUAGUGGUUCUGAAGAGUUUGAAUUUGCAAUUCGUGAAAUCGCCAUCGCCACACAUUCUAUAGAAUUUUCGUUAACCGUUGAAUCAGGGUGAAAAUUCACCAUGGAAACCACUGCGAAAAGUUUCAUCGAAGCUUUAAUGAAAUGAGCUUUUGAAAUGUUUCAUGGUUAUGGAUAAAGCUAUGAGAGUGGUAACGCAUGUAACACAACUUGGGUAGAAGGAAAAGAUGAACUGUCAAAACGGUGAAUCAAAGAAGAAUGAAUCAAAACAAAAAUGUGAUUGUGUUUCUUCUUUCAUUGAUAAAUAAUUUUGGUUCGGAUCACAUCAUUUAGUUGAUCAAUGGAUUUGUUUGUUUUAGUUUAUUGUUUAUAAAGUGUGAAAGGAUACUUUUGUUACAAUAGAUUGAAUGGAAAGGAAAUCGGGAAAAUUGACAAAGCGGAGUGCAUAGAGCUUGCU